Molecule: messenger RNA, 960 nt
Organism: Rotaria sp. Silwood2
Lineage: Eukaryota; Metazoa; Rotifera; Eurotatoria; Philodinida; Philodinidae
Source: the annotation of a GenBank genome assembly
AUGACAGUUGAAUAUGUAGAUUCAUCAUCAACACCUGAAAAACUUGUUUUAUUAGUAUUCAUUAUUGCUAUUGUUAUUGGAAAUAUCUGUGUGUUUAUCACGUUUAUUGCGCAUGCUGAUGGAAAACAUUGGUCAAAUAUGUUUAUAUUAGGUAUGGCGUUUCUUGAUUUGUUUAUCGGUGGUUUCGUUCUUCCUAUGCGUUUUAUAAGCGCUUACGUAAACCCGUUAACACAAAAAUUAUGUGCUGCAUUAAGAAUUGGUGAAUCCUGUGCUUUGGCAGCUGUUAUAUAUGCAAUUCUUUUCAUGAUAUAUACUCGUUUAUAUAGCUUAAAACAACCAUCACCAAAUAUUCGUCGUCGUUAUAUUCUAUUAUUAUUAAUAAUAUCAUGGAUUAUUUUAUUUCUUUUUUAUGGUAUUCCAUUUAUGACAAAUUAUGUUUUACCAUUAAUAUCAACAACAUCAAAUAUAACAUCAUAUUGUACAACUUAUUCAGCAUCCAUUUAUCAUCCACCAUGGAUGGCUUAUACAGAAAUAGGAAUUAUUUAUUCAUUACCAUUAAUAUUUAUUUUUAUAGGUUUAAUUUAUCUUCUACAUUAUUUAUGUCAACCACGACCAAAACAAUUGGAAUCAGCUGAAAGAAGAAUAUAUCUUGAACAAAGACAAAUGACAUGGCAUAUUUUUUUAUUAGGCAUAACAUUUAGUUUUCUUUGGCUUCCUUGGAUUUCAAUUCGUAUUCUCAUUAUUUUUCGUCAUACAUACGAAAUUCAACGUACUUUGCAAAUAACUUAUUAUAUACUUAUACUUAAGUCUUUAAUCUUUCCCUUAGUAUAUGCAUCAACAAAUUCAUCAUUUCGUGGUUCAUUCGCUAUUUAUAGACAUCAACGGGUAAUUAUGAAUACUCGUGUAUGGGCAAUUAAUGAACAAUUUCGAUAUUCAAAUCAACGUCAACGUGGAUAUUAA